Molecule: messenger RNA, 1567 nt
Organism: Cebus imitator (Panamanian white-faced capuchin)
Lineage: Eukaryota; Metazoa; Chordata; Mammalia; Primates; Cebidae
Gene: HPD
Product: 4-hydroxyphenylpyruvate dioxygenase
Exons: 14
Coding region: 171-1352 (393 amino acids)
Biological process (GO): L-tyrosine catabolic process
Cellular component (GO): Golgi membrane; endoplasmic reticulum membrane
Molecular function (GO): 4-hydroxyphenylpyruvate dioxygenase activity
Source: RefSeq, a predicted model, not a curated record
AGAGGCCCCCAGGCCCGGGACUUUCCUGGGCUGGGCUCAGCUGCCCCCCCAAUCCCCCAGGUAGGCCAGGAGGCCGGGGCGGGGCCUGCUUGGGGUUAAAUACUCCAGCCCAGCACCCGCCAGGCCUCUUGUCCCAAUCUUCCCAGCAGCAGGUUUGACCAAGAUCAGUCAUGACGACUUACAGUGACAAAGGGGCAAAGCCUGAGAGAGGCCGAUUCCUGCACUUCCACUCUGUGACCUUCUGGGUUGGCAACGCCAAGCAGGCCGCGUCAUUCUACUGCAACAAGAUGGGCUUCGAACCUCUAGCCUACAGGGGCCUAGAGACCGGCUCCCGGGAGGUAGUCAGCCAUGUCAUCAAACAAGGGAAGAUUGUGUUUGUCCUCUCCUCAGCGCUCAACCCCUGGAACAAAGAGAUGGGAGAUCACCUGGUGAAACACGGCGAUGGAGUAAAGGACAUCGCAUUCGAGGUGGAGGAUUGUGACUACAUCGUGCAGAAAGCACGGGAACGGGGCGCCAAAAUCGUGCGGGAGCCCUGGGUAGAGGAAGACAAUUUUGGGAAGGUGAAGUUUGCUGUGCUGCAGACGUAUGGCGACACCACACACACCCUGGUGGAGAAGAUGAACUACGCCGGCCGAUUCUUGCCUGGAUAUAAGGCCCCAGCGUUCAUGGACCCCCUACUUCCUCAACUGCCCAAGUGCAGUCUCGAGGUUAUCGACCACAUUGUGGGAAACCAGCCUGAUCAGGAGAUGGUGUCGGCCUCUGAAUGGUACCUGAAAAACCUGCAGUUCCACCGCUUCUGGUCCGUGGAUGACACACAGGUGCACACGGAAUACAGCUCUUUGCGAUCCAUUGUGGUGGCCAACUAUGAGGAGUCCAUCAAGAUGCCCAUCAAUGAGCCAGCGCCCGGCAAGAAGAAGUCCCAGAUCCAGGAAUAUGUGGACUAUAACGGGGGCGCCGGGGUCCAGCACAUUGCUCUCAAGACCCAGGACAUCAUCACAGCGAUUCGCCACUUGCGAGGGAGAGGCAUGGAAUUCUUAUCUGUUCCCUCCAUGUACUACAAGCAACUGCGGGAGAAGCUGAAGGUGGCCAAGAUCAAGGUGAAGGAGAGCAUUGAUGUCCUGGAGGAGCUGAAAAUCCUGGUGGACUACGACGAGAAAGGCUACCUCCUGCAGAUCUUCACCAAACCCGUGCAGGACCGGCCCACGCUCUUCCUGGAAGUCAUCCAGCGCCACAACCACCAGGGUUUUGGUGCCGGUAACUUCAACUCACUGUUCAAGGCUUUUGAGGAGGAGCAGGACCUGCGGGGUAACCUCACCAACAUGGAGACCGACGGGGUGGUGCCCGGGAUGUAAGCCCCGCCCACCGCCGACCCAAGGAGGCCCCGCCCACCCACGGACACACAGCCACGCCCCCUGAUUCUGGAACUUGGCCAACUUCCCCACUGGCCGUUCCCCUUGGGUCCCGCCCAGCGGCGGACUUGGCCCCCAAGGCUCCGCCCACCCUGACCACGCCCCUCAGCGGACCGCCCUCCGCUCCAGCCCUCCCGAGUAAAGCGUGCCCGGUCCAA